Molecule: messenger RNA, 1032 nt
Organism: Coccomyxa subellipsoidea C-169
Lineage: Eukaryota; Viridiplantae; Chlorophyta; Trebouxiophyceae; Coccomyxaceae
Exons: 4
Coding region: 788-1027 (79 amino acids)
Source: RefSeq, a predicted model, not a curated record
GUACAGAAAUGUCAACAAGAAGUGUACUCAAUUAUAACUUAAUAAAGUGAUGUUGCGAGUGUGCUGUUGGUCUCUAAGAAGCAUGAAAAUCCCGUCUGCUUGAACAUGUUCCCUUGUGGCAGAACGAGGCCCCAACGACAGCAAAUCUGAGAAGGGUUUGUAACAAUUUUGCACGCUUCUGGGGAGCCAACCCGCCAGAGGAGCGAUCAUAUGACUGCCAAUAAAAUUUCUGCAAGAAAUCCCACACCACCUGAGUCAAUAUGGUGCCAGUCGAGAUCGUUCGCCAAAAACAUUUCUGCUGCCCUUUGACGUCGUCCCGCUCGUGUUGACUUCAGAGGUGAUUUAUGGGGCCAUAGGUCUGCUUUGUCAGGUACAGAUCUGUGAAAACACUAUGUGUAACCUCUGCAGACUCUGUGUGCCUCUUCUGUGUGUAACCAGCUGGCUUCUUGGAAUCUUAGAACACUACAGUGUUUGCUUUUCUUUCACUUUGCUCUGCUCAUUGCUGGCUGUCUCAGGUGACUCAAGAUCUCCUCUCCUCUUUUCAGCUUGCCGGAUGCCUUCACGAACACCAAGCACUAUCAUUAGAUUUGUAAUUGUCAGGAGGGACUCUGCACCGCCAUGCAGCCAGUCUACGUUUGCCAAUAUGGUUCCAUAGUGCGUCUUGGCAUAAAUGCCUGCCGGAAUUGUUGCGAACACAAAUACCAAUAGGAAGUAAAAUCCAAAAAGGGCCAAGCCAGGAGUUUUCUUGGAGCGCGUCAGGUAGUACAGGAACGCGGCAUAUGGGAAAAUGCUGCUGGCAAACAAAUUUGCGGCCAGGCUUUGUGCAUUUAUACUGACAGAGGUGCCCCAAGCGACAUCAAAUGGGUUCACGUGCACAACAUGUCGGUGCUUGAGCUGUGUCCUUCUCAGGCUAGCGGGCGAUCUGAACAUACAUUGGUGCUUGAAAACGAAGGAGCUGCUCGCCAAAUUAGACAAUUGGAUGGGUGCAUUACAACGGACAUUUGAAGUUGGGCAUGCACAUCGAUAAGUUGC